Molecule: messenger RNA, 5037 nt
Organism: Danaus chrysippus (African queen)
Lineage: Eukaryota; Metazoa; Arthropoda; Insecta; Lepidoptera; Nymphalidae
Source: the annotation of a GenBank genome assembly
AUGCCUCCAGUGAUAUCCCGCAAUAAAAAGAAUGGCGCUGAGUAUGAGAAUGUUCUAAGUACUAAGUGCAAUGUGCUCGAUUUCGAGAAAUACAUUCAAGAAAACAAAACACUUCUUUUAAAUGAUCCAUUGAGGGAAAUACUUCUGUAUCCAUCUGACGAUGUUUCUAGUGUUGUGCUACCCCGUCGUUGGAGAACCGUGACAACAGCGGUACCAGAUGUUAGAACUGCAUCAACAUGUCCGCUGCUAACGAGACAGGCAUUACUUAGUUAUGCUUCAAGCUGGAACCUUGUUCAUUAUAAAUACAGCAACUAUUCAGGAUCAUAUCUCAAUUUGCCAAGACCGUUAAAUGAUAAGCUGCCGGAGGAAGUAUAUGAUAUUGAUGCUGAAACAGAGAAGGAUCAUGAGUCCCAAGCUAAGGUGGACGUUGGAACCAAAGAGGGCUACUUGCUCAAAGGACCAGAAAUCGGUUCUGAUAGGAUAUUUAGCAAUCUCGCUUCAAAAUCGUUUAAGAAACGCUAUUGCUCAAUGGUCAGAGAGGCGGACGGCGCUUACAUACUCGAAGUUUAUAAAGACGAGAAGAAAACUGACACUAAACUGACUAUUGUUAUGGACUUUUGCUCAGAAGUUGUUAAGAAUACAAAGCGCGCGCGUUACUGUUUCGAACUACGGAUGUCCGGCAACAAAGGAUAUACCUUUGCUGCCGAAAACGAAGAGGAAAUGAACGAAUGGAUAAAGGCUUUUGAAGCAGCGCUCAAGAAGAACCAAGACCAGAGCAUCAAUCAGUCUGAAGAGACUUUAGAUAAAGAUGCAGACGUAUCUCUAACAGCGGAACCGCCUCCUCCUAUCUACGGAACCCUCAAAGGCCUGGAGCAUAGCAUGAACCCGCUACUGAUGCGGUACUCGAGGGAAACUGACCUCUCAAUAGCUGCAGCCAGAAACGACUCUCGUUCCAAUAUAUUCACCUUGCCAUAUAAAAGGGCUCCUUCUCCCGAACCACAGUUGGAACCGUUCAAAGAACACUUUGGCCAAAGAAUAUUGCUCAAAUGCGAAAGCCUAAAAUUUAGAUUACAAGCACCGAUAGAUGGUGACAAAGAACUGCUGUGCCAAGUGGAGCCCUACUUCACUUAUCUAGCGCUCUACGAUGCCCGUAGCGGCAAAAAACUCACCGAAAAUUUUCACUUCGAUUUAAACCACGCGGCCGUGAGAGAUCUAGUCAAAGAAACGGAGUGCACAAAAUCAUUAGUAGAAAAUUUUAGCUAUGACGUUAAACUGGACGUCAAACAGUUAUCCGAGGAAUGGUUUAGAUCAAAGAGACAGGCCUUGCUAUCAGUAAAUAAUCCACAUCCAGACUUGUUUUUAGUUGUUAAAAUCGAUAAGAUCUUACAAGGACAUGUGAGUCAGGUGUUGGAGCCCUACCUGAAGGCAACGAAAGAUCCUCGGUUGGGACUUAAAGUUCACAAAACUGUCCAAGCCUACGCCAACCGAGUUGGCAACUAUCGCAUGCCGUUUGCUUGGGCUAUGAAACCUUUAUUUAAAUUAUAUAGCAAUGAUCUCGACACGACGCCAGAAUUUCCGGCAAUCUACCGUCAGGAACCGAACAAAAUGUCAGAUGAAGAUUUACUGAAAAUAUUAUCGGAUUACCGGAAACCGGAAAAACUUGCAAAGUUAACGGUCAUACCGGGAUGGCUCAGCAUCAACAUACAGCAGAGCAACGAACAAAUACCAAAUUGUAUGACAAGUGCAUACGCAGCACUAAAGCCAUUCCCGCUAUCACCUUUGUCGCCGCUAACUUUGGAAUUGGCAACUCUAAAUGCAGACGCGGAACAACCUUAUGCAUCUUAUAUCCAUCACUUAUACGUACGACCGUUAUCACUCAGCUUCGAGUCGCAGAAAAUGUUCGUCAGAGCCAGAAACAUUGCUUGCUCUAUUGAACUUAAAGAAAGCGAUAUCGGUGAUGUGAAACCAUUGCAGGUUAUAUAUGGGCGUAUCGGCAUGACGACCCAGUACCGAUGUUCAGUAUUACACCACAACACGAACCCCAGCUGGUGUGAUGAAGCAAAGAUUCGUCUGCCAGCUACCAUAACACCAUCACAUCAUCUUUUGUUCACUUUUCAUCAUAUUUCAUGCGAUUUGGCAAAAAAGAAUGACACCAAUGUGGAAACUUGUAUAGGAUAUGCUUGGGUGCCAUUGCUGAAAAAUGAUAAGCUUAUAGAUGAGUUUAUCAAUCUGCCGGUGGCGACACAUUUGCCUUCGGGUUACCUAUCAAUUCAGCCUCUUGGUCUAGGAAAAGGAAAUGCCGGUCCAGAGGUGGUGUGGGUUGAAAGCGAAAAGCCACUUUUCCGUUGCCAGCUAGUACUUGACUCGACAGUGGCGACUCGUGACGUUCAUUUGCACAAUCUAUUCUGCCAAAUAGAGAGAUUGAUAAAAAGUAGUUCCCCUCCCACCUCCCCCAGCGCCCCGCCGUGGCAUGACGUGUGUAACGCGCUCAAGGCCGCACACGCUGUUAAUCUGAGUUCGCUGAUAGCUUUCCUUCCUACGAUCUUCAAUCAGCUUUUUGAUUUGAUGACAAUUGAAAAAGGAUACACUUCAGACAUGGGCUACCAAGUUGUGAAAUUGAUAGUACAUUAUGUUCAUCUCAUACAUGAUUUUGGCAGAAAGGAUUUACUUGACAGUUAUGUUAAGUAUGUCUUCAAUUGCGUUGAAUUUAAGCUACAUACAGUUCUGACAGCACCAUUGUACAUGUUUGUUGAUCAAAAUCAACAAGACUUUUUAUUGUGUCACAAAUUUAUGCAGUACUCUAGCUUUUUCUUUGACAUUAUCGUCAAAAGUAUGGCACAAUACCUUAUUAAUACCGGUCGAAUUAAGAUGUCGCGAAAUGAGAGGUUUCAUACCGAUCUAUUAGAAAAUAUCGACAGACUAGUAACGAUCGUCGAACCCACGUAUAUAUUACAACAGCCGAUGCAGACUCAUAUAUUUAAUAAAAAUCUUGCCGUGUUUCUUAAGUCGUGUCUUUCCUUCAUGGACCGUGGAUUCGUAUUUAGACAAAUAAAGAAAUAUUUGGAGAAAUUUAAGGCUUGCGAUCCAAAAGCUUUGUUCGAUUUUAAAUUCACCUUUCUCCAAACUAUAUGCUCCCACGAGCACUACGUUCCUUUUAAUUUGCCUCUACAAGCUAAUAAAAAUGGCAAAGAUGAAAAUGAAGAUCCAUCAAAGCUAAGAUUGUCUGAAGACUUUAUAAUGAGACAUUUUCUAGCUGGUAUCCUAUUAAAACAGGUGGAGCAGUCUCUCCGCGAGGUUCCCAGCAAGCGUCGCGUGUCUCUGGGCGUGCUACGCGCGUUACUCACCAAACACGAGCACGACGAUCGAUACCGGACAAGGCAAGCACGCGCACGACUGGCGCAGCUGUAUGCACCGUGGCUUACGGUCGUGCUGGAUAACGCUCACCGGCUCGUCACUAAAACCUUGGCCAGUCCGGUGUUAGAAAACGGCCAUGACAGAGUGGAUGGAGAUGGCACUUGUAUGCCCGCUAUCAUCAGCUCACAGAAGGAAGCCGCCUCCGCUAACAGCACUCCACGCAGAAACAGACUCACAUUACACUUCGACCACACGCCGCUACGUAACUCAACCCACUUUAAAGAACCCCCGAAUAUGUAUGGAAAAGAUAACGCAACUAACAUGUCGCAAAGCUCCCUCGAGUCAGUGUCCACUAUGUCCGGGGGAGACUCGUUGCCACGUAACGCUCGGUUAGAUUUGAGCGAUAUCGGUGACCAAGUGAACAGGUUCGGCGUACUCUCUCCGGAAGAAGUGCGAGAUGUUUUGCUAUGUUUCCUGUUUGUUCUCAAGUAUCUGGACGACGAACGACUGUUGGAGUGGUGGCGGACACAUUCCCGUGUACAACAACAGGCCUUCUUUAAUGUCUUAGAGAUUUGUGCCGAACAAUUUCAAUACGUGGGAAGAAAGAAGAUUUUGUCCGAAUUGAGUUUGCCGUCACCUGAUUGUAACGGUAAACUGAAACCAGUUAAAGCCAGGACUCUGCCCGCCAGGAUGAGUCCACCAGACUUCUCGAAGGAGCCGCCCAUCGUGGUCGAAAAAAAUAACACCGUCAAUAGAGAAAACCUUGUCAACCCAACAGUCACUAGUGAACUUGAAAUGAUGUCCGAACAUGCAGUGUUAUCCGCCGGGUGCUUAGCAACGGAAGUGGGGCUAAUAAUUAUAGACCGAGCGUGUCUUUUUAUGAGAAACUUAGGACCGGCAGAAGGAAAUGCCGCUAAACCGUAUCUAAAAUUGCUGCAGUGCCCUCAAAGUGAAACUCUAUAUAAACAUCUAUUCGCCGCCCUCCGGGCUUAUAUCAAUCAGUACUCAGAAACACUUUUCGAAGGUGGCAGUUCAGUAUGUGCGGGUGUAGUAUGCGCAGUUGUCCGCCUGUGCGCAGCGCGUGCUGCCUGGUUGAGGCGAGAAGCAGCCGCCGCCCUCUACCUUCUCAUGAGGGCUAACUUUCAACACGCCGAGAAGGGAAACCUCACUAGAGUACAUUUACAGGUGAUAAUAGCUGUUUCCAAACUGCUGGAUAGUUCUACAGUAUUGAACUGCAAGCGGUUCCAGGAAUCUCUAUCAGUGAUAAACUGCUUCGCUACUGGUGAUAAAGCUAUGAAAGGAACUGGUCUCUCAAGUGAGGUUGCGGAGCUAAUGCGUCGCGUGCGCACAGUGGUGGGGGCGCGGGCCAGGCUGGCUGGAGUGGGCGGGGUCGCUGGACACGGUGCUGGUAGCGUUCAUCUAUCAGAGUUACAGCACGCGCUGGCAGCGUCGUGUCGCGCAACGCCCCGCCUGCGACACGCCUGGCUCGCGACACUGGCGGAACACAACGUGCGGCACAACGACCACGACGAGGCCAUGUGUUGCCAACUUCACAUUGCUGCUCUGAUAGCAGAAUACCUCAAACUGCGAGGAACUCAAACAUGGGGCUCCGAGGCAUUCGCGGACUUGUCCUUGAACAUACCUAAAGAUGAAAUCGGCCUUAAGAUAGACGAGGGUAAGUGA